Molecule: messenger RNA, 1476 nt
Organism: Ricinus communis (castor bean)
Lineage: Eukaryota; Viridiplantae; Streptophyta; Magnoliopsida; Malpighiales; Euphorbiaceae
Exons: 4
Coding region: 238-1029 (263 amino acids)
Source: RefSeq, a predicted model, not a curated record
CAAAUACCAAAAAUUACAGAGAAACAAACAAAACAACAACGAAAAUAAAACGAAGGGAAGAAGAAGAGGAGGAGGAGGAGGAGAAGGGAGCAGAAGUGCCCCAAAAGGAAAGAAGUUGGAAACUUUGGCCUCUCCCUCAUAUCAGCUCCUCUUCCUUCUCUCUAUCUCUCAAGAAAGAGAGAAAAAUAUUAUAAAAUAAACGCAUAAAUCAAAGAAAUUCUGAGAGAAGAGAGAGAUAUGGAAACAGAAAACGCAAGGAUAGGAGGAGGAGAGGGUAAUAAUAAAAAGAAUGAAGGGAUUUAUGGAUCUGGAUUUCCAUUAAGCUUUUGGGAGGUGACGGUGGCUGCAACUGUUGUUUUCGGAUUUGUUGUGGGUCUUUUAGGGGUUUAUCUAACCAUGCCUCCUUCUGAUUAUAGCUUUCUUAAGCUCCCUCGUACCCUUCAAGAUCUUCAAAUUCUCAGAGAUCAUCUGGAGACCUACACAAGUGACUACACUGCACAAGUACUGAUAGGGUACUGUGUGGUUUACAUCUUCAUGCAAACUUUUAUGAUUCCUGGGACUGUUUUUAUGUCAUUGCUUGCUGGAGCUCUUUUUGGGGUUUUUAAAGGCGUGGCCUUGGUGGUAUUCACCGCCACUGCCGGUGCUUCCUCUUGCUAUUUCCUUUCAAAGGUGAUUGGGCGGCCUCUUGUAUUCUCUCUGUGGCCUGACAAGCUGAGUUUCUUCCAAGAACAGGUAGCUAGAAGAAAAGAUAGUUUAUUAAACUACAUGCUUUUCUUGAGACUAACUCCGACUUUGCCAAAUACAUUCAUAAAUGUUGCUUCACCAAUAGUUGAUGUGCCUUAUCAUAUUUUCUUCCUGGCAACCUUUAUCGGACUCAUUCCUGCAGCUUACGUUACUGUCAAGGCUGGGAUAGCUCUUGGAGAGUUGCAAUCACUGGGGGAUCUUUAUGACUUUAACUCUGUUGCCACUCUGUUUCUUAUUGGGGUUGUCUCUAUUACCCCUACAUUGAUGAGCAAGAGUAAAACAUAGUAUUCUGCAGAUGGAACUUGCAUGUUGUAUAUAGUCUUUAGUAUCCUGGCACUGAUACAGUGCCAGUUCGUCUCUGUGCAGAUUAGCAUCAAAUAAAUGCUAUAUGCAGUUGUCGCUGUUUAUGGAUUUAAUUGCUGAUGCUGCAGACGUUGAGGAUGCUGAUCUUGGGAAGGUACUCGGCUAUUUACAAAGUUCUUGUUUGUGGGUUAUGUAUGCAGUUGGGAAUGGAGGUGCAGGGUUGGGAGACAAGCUGUAUAUUUCCAGUUAGAGUGGCUAGGUCUUUAAUUUCCUGUAUCAGUGUCUCAAGGCACUGCGAACUUAUGUAUUUAGUGGUCUGUUAAGCAGUCAUUGUGUAUCAAAACCAAUCUUUUAUCUUAUGAAUGAGAGGGACAAAAAAAAAAAAAAAAAAGAAUUUAGGAAUGAAACGAGCUUAAUUCUUUUCUAUAA